AGAUACUAUUGUUAUAAUUUAUGGAGAAAAAGAAUUAAAAAGUGAAGGGAAAUCUACUUUACUAAUCUCUCUUAACAAACCAAUCCACACCGUUGAUUAAACCUCUAUCCAACAAAUCAUUAAAAGAAAAACCUAAAAACUAAACAAAGGGUUUCAUUAUUUCCUUUCUUCUCCACAGUGAGGGUUUCAUCAAUUCCUUUUUCUCCAGAGGGUUUCAUCAAUUCCUUUUUCUCCAAUCCAGCAUGGCUACUACCUGCAAGCUUUGUUCCGAGAAGGUACCAAGAAACCUAAGAGGUGAACAUGCGGCUAUUUGUGAGAGCACCAAGAUGGCCUACGACAUAUCCGUUACAGCAAUGAAGAAGGCCAAUAGAGCUAAGGGCCCCAAUAAGGCAGCAAAAGCUUCAUUGGCUCACAGCCAGAUGAACGAGGCAUUUAAGGCUAUGUCACCUGCCCUGCGCGCUGCUUGCAUCCAGGAUGCCCAGCGCGGGAAUGCCGCCGCCAAAGCUGCUGCCGCCCCUGCCCGUGCCGCUGCUGCCGCCCCUGCCCGUGCCGCUGCUGCCGCCCCUGCCCGUGCCGCUGCUGCCGCCCCUGCCCGUGCCGCCGCCCCUGCCCGUGCCGCCGCCCCUGCCCCUGCCGCCCCUGCCAAUCCCGAGGUAAAAUACUAUCCAAAUGAAGCACAGCUACAUGUGACACCUCCCAAAAACAUGUUGUUGUUUUUCAUGAAUGUCAUUUCAGUUGCAUAUUAG
Molecule: messenger RNA, 746 nt
Organism: Mercurialis annua (annual mercury)
Lineage: Eukaryota; Viridiplantae; Streptophyta; Magnoliopsida; Malpighiales; Euphorbiaceae
Exons: 5
Coding region: 243-746 (167 amino acids)
Source: RefSeq, a predicted model, not a curated record